Messenger RNA from Hyaloperonospora brassicae, 564 nucleotides. Lineage: Eukaryota; Oomycota; Peronosporomycetes; Peronosporales; Peronosporaceae. The record is from the annotation of a GenBank genome assembly.
AUGGAGCACGAGCACGCCGCGAGCUUGACAGCGCGUGCCAUCAAGAAGGCGCUGCCGGACCGCGCGAUCGUAACGCGAGAGGCACAACGGACGAUAAACUCGGCUACUAGUGUAUUUACGCUGUACUUGGCGUCCCUCGCGCACGAGAUGUCGUUGGCCAACAAGCGCAGUACCAUCACGUUGAAAGACGUGCUGCAGACGCUACGAGACGCCGAUUUCGAGCACUUUAUCGAGCCAAUUGAGGCGUGUGUACAAGAGACAAAGGCUGCGGCAGAUAGAAAGCGGAAGCUUCAGGAUACGAUUGAGAUGGAGGAUGGAGCUGAGACGACGAGUGAAGUGGCAGCAAAGCUCGAUGAAGUGGCGAUUGACACGAGCGACAAGGAGGAAGACGAGAUGUCGGUGGACGACACGUCGGAUGUUGAAGAUAACAGCGGUGAUGCAGAUACGAGCAAUGCGGUCAACGACGGGCAGGACAGAGCUACGGCUGAAGAAGAGCGUGGCAGUCAGACAGUGCAGAUGGAGGGUGAGGAAGAUGACUCAGCCGAGGCAAUGGAGCAAUCAUAG